AUGGAUCAUGAGGACAAUAUGGUGGGCCGUGUUUUGCACGAGGUGAAGUAUCCUCGCCUUAUCUUCGCGAAAGAAAGAAAGUGCCGUUUUCACAAUCUUCGGAACGGGCCUUUUACGGGACCUGUGAGUAAUCUGUCUGUAAUGGUUCACCACAUUAAAGAGGAGGAGUACGGCAAGCUCAUGCACCGUUUUGGGAUGGUAGCAAAUGCCUCUGCAAAGUUGUACAAACGGGUGGGAAAUGUCAUUGAGUUUGGUUGCUGA
Molecule: messenger RNA, 261 nt
Organism: Trypanosoma grayi
Lineage: Eukaryota; Euglenozoa; Kinetoplastea; Trypanosomatida; Trypanosomatidae
Product: UDP-Gal or UDP-GlcNAc-dependent glycosyltransferase
Exons: 1
Coding region: 1-261 (86 amino acids)
Source: RefSeq, a predicted model, not a curated record